AUGGCGCUGCGUGCGGUGCUGACUUUGGCCCUCCCGGCGGCGUUGGCCGGCCCUCUCUACCCGGCAUGCUACACCACUUGCAUGGCGACCUGUCUGUCGGCCGGGGCAGCAGCUGCUGGCGUUGUGCCGCCCGCAGGUUUGGCAGGCGCUGCCGCCUGCGCGUCGGGCUGCGCAGCCCUUUGUGCUCCUUCCUGCUUCGCCGACGACACCACACUGCAGCUGGCCGAGUUGCCCCGAGGCAGUUCGGCUGUGAAGAUCGGAGAAGUGCAGACCGGGAAGAGGGUGUGGACUCUGCAGAACGGCCAGCCCAUGCCAGCUCCAGUGGUGGAGAACCGUCGGCUGGAAGGCAGCUUUGGCUUUGUGGAACUGGCGGUCGUCAGUGAGAGCAUGGAAGUGAACAUCACGAUCACCGAGGAUCACAACAUCUGCACGGCACUGCGGGCCGACGCUGCUUGCGUGCUUCUCUGA
Effrenium voratum is the source of this 468-nucleotide messenger RNA. The record is from the annotation of a GenBank genome assembly. Lineage: Eukaryota; Dinophyceae; Suessiales; Symbiodiniaceae.